CCCUGGGCCCGUGGUAGCCGCUUCCCCGCCGCUUGGCUGUUGCUAUGGAGACUGCGGCGGCCGCCCGGGCCUGUUUGUUGCGCUUUGGUCCCGGCACAAAGAAGGAGCGGGGGAGCCGGCACCUCUCGCAGCCGCGGGGCGGCGGCAGCUUAUUACUUACCUUCAGAUGAUCAGUUUGCAUGUGGGAUCAGUAUUUUAGGUUUGCUAACAAAUGGAUGAAAGCUUUUCUGAAGAAUCUUGUGGUGGUGGUGAUUACUUAGAGAAUGACUAUCAGAAAAAGAGAAACCUAUCUGUUUCCAGUUCAUCAAAAUAUAUUAGGAAGGCAGUUGAAGAUACACUGUCUACUCCUUCAAAUACUCUGGAUUUGAGUAGGAAAAAACUUCAGCAUCUUACUGAGGAAAUAUACAAAUUACCCAACCUUAAACAUUUGCAUCUGGAAGGAAAUGCUUUAGCCAUAAUUCCUAAGGAUUUAUUUCAGCAGCUGCCAAAUCUUGUUUGGCUGGAUCUCCGGCAUAACAAAAUUAAAACUCUUCCCCCUGGAAUUGGAUGUCACAAGCAAUUGAAAACGUUACUUUUAGAAAAAAAUCCUAUAAAAAGGCUGCCAGUGGAGCUUGGUAACUUAACUUCACUGACAGCAUUGAAUCUAAGGCAUUGCCCUCUGGAGUUUCCACCUAAAGAUGUUGUACAGAGAGGACUGCAGUCCAUUCUGUGCUUUCUCCGGAAUGUUGGUAAUAGAAAACUUGUCAAUUUAGAGCCAGAUACUCAAGAAAUGCCACCUGUUGAAAAGUUAAAUUUAACUGAGUUGAUGAAAUCCAGUUUGGAUUUGUCAGAUGAGUGGCCGAAUGAAGAAGAAAUGCUACGAUUUCAGAAGCUGAGGGAGGAAAUGGUAAAAGAUGAAAAGGAAGAAUUUCUUGCUAACCAGGAUUUAAAUCCUAAAGCCACUAUGCAGGAGUUUGCUGAGUUCAGAAAAAACGGCAGAAAGAAAGAGAGGCUCUACCACAAGUCAGCAACUCUUUCCAGGAAGAAGUUCUCACAGAAGAAUACAUUUUCUGAGUUUCAAUCAUAUGAUAAGAUGAUUCAAGCAAAACGAGCUGAAGAGUUCAGAUUGGCUGUGCAAAAGGAACUGAAAGAGACGCAGGCUUUAAUUGAACAGCACAGAAAAGAUAAAGAAGUGCUUCAGGAAUGGAGACAGCGUGCCAAGAUGAUGAAGGAGAAGAAAGAAGUAUUGUUCAAUUAUUCACCUACAAGAGCAGACAUGAUAUCAAAAAGUGCACCAUAUGCUACUGAUAACAUCAAUUAUCACAACACGAGAGAAGGAUGUGAAAACCUAAAGAAACGCACGCCUGAAAAAAGUGAACAUGUGAGAAGAAUGUUGAAAGUAAAUUCUAUAAGAAAUGCUGAAGCUGCAAGACCCUUCAGAGUAAAAGAAUUGGAACAACGCAUCAAACAACAUACACAAAUGAUGAAAGAAAGAAGAAAAAAGUCAAAAGGGACACCCCAAGAGGAAAUGCAGAGAGCAAAACAAGACUUUGAAAUUGCUGAAAAGCUUCAGGCUGAGCUAGCACAAGUCAAACAAGAACUUCAGCAGGAGUAUCGGUUUACUGCCUUCACAGGCGAGCCUGUUCCUGAUUCACCGAGAAUGCAGCCUCAGAAUAUCUUUUCUACCAUGAAAUUUUAAUUGCCUGAAAUUCUUUCAAGAACAUUUGUCUUACAGUAUCCAUCUGUAUUGGAAAGCUCCUUUUCAGUAGGCUUUAGAAGUGCUCCUUUUAUUACCUAUUUUUGUUGAUUGUGUUUAACAAAGUUUUAAAUUAGAAUGAUAAUAAAUCAUUCUAUCUUGCCCACUCAACUAACAUAAUUUCAGUAGAUUUAUAGUUACACGGUUAUAAAGUGUUUUGGGUGUUAUAUUGUGUUUCUUUUACUAUUUCUUUUUGACCUUCUUAAGAUCCCAUUCUGCAAUUUUUACUCAAACAAACCGCCUGUUGAAAUAUGCUUCAGUUUAAGUUUUGCCUAGGUGGGAAUUGCAGAAUGUAUCCUUUACAUUGUACAUUAUUUGAGGCAAGAAACUUUUUUUAUUUGUAUGUUUAUGAAGUUAAAAUACCAUGACCACCUACAGUGCUAUAUAAAUGAAUAAUGUAAAGAAUAAUGUAUCCCCAACUACGCACUAUAUCUUAAGGCUGCAUCAGGGGAUUCUGGUGUCAUAGCCACCACAUGAGUAAUUGUUAUAGUGCAGCUCUGCUAUCUAAGGAUACUUUUCAAAUGCAGGAAGAUCCUGGGCACUAGAAAUAUGAUUGUUUGUUUAUUUUUCUUCAAUGAAUAAAACAUUUAAGCAUUUUAUUUUCAACUUUCUUUCCCCUAGGUGGCAUCACUUUCUGUCUCCAGCACAAUGAUAUAGGGCUUGGAUCCUGUUUGCAGACAGUGGGAGCUAACAGCUCCAAAAGUGAUCAGCUGCAGCUGGAGGGAAUGUGCUGCCUGCUGCCCUCUAGUCCAGGAAGGAGAUCCAGAUGUUGGCAAGGCAAGGGAACCACUGAAGGAAGCAGGAGAAGGAGAAGUGUUGGGAAUAUUCUGCUAUAGCUAGUGACCCCCCUCUUCCCUCUCCCCCCCUCUCCCCAUUUGAAUGAGUGGAGAGGAGACAGGAAAAGACUGGAGGAAAGACUUCUAAAAGAGCAUUGUAGCCAGGAAUAGAAAGCAGCUGAGCAGGAAGCCAAGAGUAUAGCAAGAGAUUUGGGGAGAAGAGCACUUCUGUAUGGGAGAUAGGUGGGAUAGUGAUUGGGAUAGGGAGGACAAGGGACAACCAAACAAGCCAGCUGUAGAGAGGUGAGGAAGAAGGGAGUGGGGCUGGAGUCAGUCCUUUUGAAGGGAUCUAUUAUCAAUCAAUUCCUUCCCCAAUCUCCCAGCAGUUGUGUCUGUAGUACCCCAGCAAAUUCCUCUAAGUAGCUCCCUUGCUUUGUCAGGGUCUGGAUCACCCUGCUAGUGAAGGGGAAGCAAGUGACAGAUUAUCUCAGGCUGCUGCUAAAUGCCUUCAGAGCUGUCAUCCUCUGAAAUCGAAUCCCUUCAAUAUCAGGCUGCAGCCAGAAAGUGGGGCCUCCCAAAGGAGAGAAAGAGAAAAGGUAAAAAUAAAACACUUGAGCCUGAAUCACCACAGUGUGACACCAAUUGUAUAGGAGUGUUACUCCAUUGAAAUCUGUGGAGUUACCUAGAUGUAACACUGGAGUCACGCACUAGUGUAUGAAGACCUUCUGCCUUUCUUUUCAAAGCAAAAUCCCCAUUAUUUAUUGUACUAAUGCCCAGGAGUCUCCUAAAUGUAGAAGUCUUUAGUAUUUAAAAUGGUGCUAAUGACCCUUUAAUAUCACGAGAACCCCAGAAGGAAACAGUGGAUAAUUUCUGAACAUUAUGUCUGUUAUUUCAUUUUAUAUAUUGAAAUACAAGUCUUCCCUCCCUGUCUGGUCUUUGGCUUCUCCCCUCUCAGCCUCCUCUCCUCGUUUCUGGAGUCAUUUGUCUUUCCGCUGCACUCCAUGCCUCUCUGAGGUUUUUCACCUUUCUCCAGCUUGAGGGUGUAAAUUUAAAACUUACCUGAACUCCAAAUGUUUGUGAUUACAGUUUGAUUGAAAUAUGGCCUGCUACUGGGGCACAAAAUCAGGGUCAUGAAACAGCUCUCUGGUGGCAGGAAGCGGUGCUAGAUGGGGAAGAGUUGAAUUCACGGUUGGUGGGAGGAGUGGUUCCUGUGGGGAAAAUGAGGUGCAAACCUGUGGGGUAUCCUGUAGAGGAAUUUUUUUUCGAGGAAGAGGAUGGAGAGGACAGAGAGGAAAGGGUUGCUAGCAAACAGAAUCCAGGAGUGGCUGGUAUUGCUGGUACUUCAGAAUAUGUGGCCCAGUUUGAUCAUGUCUUAAUCUGCUCCUGGAUACAUAUAGUUUUACGUGUUCGUAUUUUGGAAUCAAAUACUGAUUAAUAAUAAGGAUUCAAUACCUACUGAGUCAAGUUCUGCUCUCACACAAGUGUACAGUCCAGAGUAACUCCCUUAGGGUAUGUCUACACUACCUGCUGGGUCGGCGGGCAGCAAUCGAUCCAGUGGAGGUCGAUUUAUCGCAUCCAGUCUAGAUGAAAUAAAUCGACCCCGGUGCUCUCCCUUCGACUCCUGUAUUCCUCCACCAUGAGAGGCACAGGUGGAGUUGACAAGGGAGCGGCAGCAGUCGACUCACCGUAGUGAAGACACUGCAGUGAACAGGUCUAAGUACAUUGACUUCAACUACGUUAUUCACGUAGCUGAAGUUGCGUAACUUAGAUCGAUCCCCCUGCAGUGUAGACCAGGGCUUAGUUUUAAUGGAAUGUCUCUGGAUUGGCGCUGUUGGAAAUGAGAUUGCAAUUUGGCCCAUUUUUUUGUAUGACUGCUAACACUGUAAAAUGUUGUUUAAUCAUUCUGUUCACUGUUUCCAUAUAUACUAAAUGUGUAGCAAUGUACAGUUAGCCGUUAAAAACGCUAACAUUGAAGAGAAAAUACAAAGCACUUGUAUACUAAUCACUUAAAUAUAAAGUGAUCAUAUAAAGUCAACACAAUUAUUUUUACCUGAGCACUAGUUAUUUUUAAAUUCAAGACUAUUAUUAAAAUAAGAGUUUGGGUCUGGCCAGAUUAUUUAAAUGGCUAGUUUACUGUUGUUGUAAAAUCUGCAUUGUAAGCUGUUUUGCUCAGUGCAGCAUACAUUUGCCUCUGCACCCAGUCACUAUUUUGGCUGGUGCAAAGGUGGGAAAAGGCCACAGCUCCACCAUCAUUCUGCCUUUCCCUGCCUUCUCUGAAGAUGCUAGCACCAGUUGUGACACUGGCUACUGCCAAGCACAAUACCAGCACUCCCCUUGUGCAAAUGGGGAAAACCCCUUGUGCCCUCUUUCCACUCUGCACAGUCUUAAUUUGCACAAACAUUAUGGGCCAAAUUUGUCUCUUGUUUGUCCAUCUUUUUAAUAGAAAUGUCACUCAAUCUACUGUCAGUUGCAUUGAUGUAGAUUCAGUGUAAAUAAAGUCCAUAGAGUUGCUUUGAAUGUACAUGAGUGGAACUGAAAGUAGAGGUGGUUUUUUUUAUCAUUUGUUUGAAAGCUUGGAUUUUAUAAAAAGGGGACAAAAGAAUAAAAUAUCUUGCUACUUGAAACUUAUGUUUCCUCUGCAUCAAAUUUCAGUGAGAUAACAUCAGCAUUGUUUAAUUUAUAGUCUCUUACUUUUGUUGUCCCAGGAAUUAUGUAAAUAUCAAGUCUUGUAAGUAGACUUCCAGUGAAUGUGGAACGUCUUGCUUUCAAUGAUACUUCAGAAGGUUGUUUUCCUUCUGCAGUUCACUCUGGAUUUCUCUGUCCUUGAUAGUGUCAAUAUUCUUCUUUAUGUUUUCACAUUGCUCUCAAUGUAUUUUCAAGGUUCUGAAGAUCAACAGGAAAGUCAAGGCUGAUUGUCUGAAAUCUAUAAACUGUCCUCUAGGUACUAUGGUUAGCACAUAAAGUGGUUUCCACACUAAAUAAAUACCAGGUCAAUGCCAUUUUUUUCAAUUUUUCAAUUUUAAAUUUUGCCAUUUAAAUUAACAGAGAAGAACCUUGAGCAGUGAAGGUAAACUUUUGCUACUUUAUUUGGGCAAGUCUCUACAUGAAACUGCCCUUAAUCUUUAAAAAGUGAAAGUCAGAGCCCUAUUCUGCAGUCCUCAGUGAAGCAAAGUUCUCAUUGCCUUCAAAGAAACUUUAUUAUGAGCAUACUUUCAACUGUGUAGAUUAGGUCUAAAUGUGAUCUUGAAUAAACUGGUAUGAGCUUAUUAAAAGUAUACCUAAUAUUUGUAAAGGGUGAUCAAUAGUUCAGACAAGUCUUACUUCAGUGGGUACUUUUCAAAAUUUAGAAAAAUGUAAGGUAAAUAUAGAAUUGAAAAUAACAGAAUUAUGAGAGUGUAGAGUUUGAUUAACACCAAAUGUGGGGGUGAACUGCCUUUUGAGAAGUUCUUGCUCAUAUCCAACAUGCAGAUGCAAGCCAUCAUGGGAGUGAGGAAGUCCAGAGUCUAAUUCUGGCUCUGUCACCAACUUGCUAUGUGUUACUUUGCAGCCACUUCUCUCUAUAAAUGGAGAUAGCUGUACUUAUCUACCACAAGGUGUGGUGAGGAUAAACAAAUGUUUCUAUUAUUCUUUCAAUAUGUAAAACCCUAUAGCAUUGAUUACUAAUAGAUUGUACAGAGUUAGAGUGAUUGACAAAUUUGGAUUAGGGAAAAAAACUUCUCUUUAGGGCACAUUUAAGAAAGGAACUUAGCUUCGUCUUUUGUUUGUUUGUUUGUUUGCCGUCCCCCUUCUUUGAAGCACUGAGCCAGGAUCACAAAUUAGGUGCAAAAUGACAUGUCUCACAAGAUCUAUUUCUUACAUUUUCAGGUGGACUGGUGUAGGUGGACUUUAGGCAUUCUUGCCUUGCAUGUUAUGUGCAGCUUAAAAGGCUUUAAAAGUUAUCAAAGAGAGGUUUGUCUUGCGUGGUUCUCUUCUGGAUCAAUAACUCUGAUUAAUGGGAGGUAGAGACUCAGCAGUGUUUUUCAUUUGAUUUUGAACAAAUAUAAAUGAGAUUAUUUAUUGCUGUGUGGGUUCUAUUUGUAUCUUCUCUGACAUUUUCUGCUUAAACAGAAGUGAAUUCAUAUUCUCUUAUUCCCUUUUCAGGAGUACCAAAUCUCCAAGGGGGAUUGUGGGAAAGAUGUGCUAGCACAAAAAUGAAUCAUGUUCUGUCUUUGUACGGGCAGCAAAGAGUGGUCAGUUCAGGCGGUGAUGAUGGUUAGCAGAGAUGCAGUUUGGUGCACUAAUAACCAUUUUGGACUUGUAAUGCAUUCCUACAAAUUGAAAAAUACUCAUUUCUGGGGAUAUGGCAAAACAGAAGUAGCACCUCUGACAUAAGUGCUGGAACUAGGGAUGCUGUCGUACCCCCUGGCUUGAAGUGGUUCCUUCAUAUACAGGAUUUACAGUUUGGUUCAAUGGCUCUCAGCACCCCCACUAUACAAAUUGUUCCAGCAUCCCUGACCGCUCUCACAAAGAUAAACAAGUACUUAAGGAACCAGACUACACUACACUUUGACUUUCAAGGUCUUUUAUGACUGUGCAUAAAACAAGCUCUGAUCCAUUCAUUAAACCUCUCUUUUUUUUUUUUU
Messenger RNA from Caretta caretta (loggerhead turtle), 7133 nucleotides. RefSeq names its product leucine rich repeat containing 27 (gene LRRC27). Gene Ontology annotation, cellular component: cytoplasm. Gene Ontology annotation, molecular function: protein binding. The record is from RefSeq and is a predicted model, not a curated record. Lineage: Eukaryota; Metazoa; Chordata; Testudines; Cheloniidae.